AUGAGUCGCCUAAUCAAUGCAUCAGCCUCAACUUUGAGGUUAAUGGGAAAAUCCACUUGCUCCAAAGUGUUGGCUAGCAACCCUAAACCUUUGCACAAUUACACCUCCAAAAGAUCAUUGGCUACAGCUGAACCAGUUGGUGAUGGUAGUGAUUUGGUUUCCAUCACUUUGCCAGAAUCAUCUUUUGAAGGUUACGACUUGGAAAUACCUUCUUUGGAAUUUGAAACUGAAAAGGAGACAUUAUUACAAAUGUACAAGGAUAUGAUUGUUAUUAGAAGAAUGGAAAUGGCAGCUGACGCUUUAUACAAGGCCAAAAAAAUUAGAGGUUUCUGCCACUUGUCUGUUGGUCAAGAAGCUGUUGCCGUUGGUAUUGAAAACGCAAUCAACCAUCAAGAUACCGUCAUCACAUCCUAUAGAUGUCACGGUUUUGCACACAUUAGAGGUGCUUCUGUUAAGUCAAUCUUGGCUGAGUUGAUGGGUAGAAGGUCAGGAAUCUCAUAUGGUAAAGGUGGUUCCAUGCAUAUGUUUACCAAAGGUUUCUAUGGUGGUAAUGGUAUUGUUGGUGCUCAAGUUCCAUUGGGUGCUGGUUUAGCUUUUGCUCAAAAAUAUAGAGGAGAGAGAUCAGUUUGUUUUGAUCUUUAUGGUGAUGGUGCUUCAAACCAGGGUCAAGUGUUUGAAGCAUUCAACAUGGCCAAGUUGUGGAACUUGCCGGUCAUUUUCGUCUGUGAAAACAACAAAUAUGGUAUGGGUACCGCUGCUGCCAGAAGUUCUGCUAUGACCGAGUACUACAAGAGAGGUCAAUACAUUCCUGGAUUGAAAAUCAAUGGUAUGGAUGUUUUGGCUUCUUACCAAGGUGCCAAAUUUGCCAAGGACUGGGCAUCUCAAGGUAACGGACCAUUAGUUUUAGAAUACGAAACUUAUAGAUAUGGUGGUCAUUCCAUGUCUGAUCCAGGUACCACGUACAGAACUAGAGAAGAAGUUCAGCACAUGAGAUCUCGUAAUGAUCCAAUUGCAGGAUUAAAGGCUGUUUUAUUGGACAAAAACAUUGCCACUGAGGAUGAAGUCAAGGCAUACGACAAGGCUGCUAGAAAAUACGUUGAUGAACAAGUUGCUGCAGCUGAGGCUGAUGCUCCACCUGAAGCUAGAAUGGACAUUUUAUUCGAAGAUGUUUAUGUCAAAGGUAGUGAGGUUCCAGUAUUGAGAGGAAGAAUUUCUGACGAUUCAUGGGAUUUCAAAAAGAAUGAUUUCUUGAAUAAGGUGUAUUAA
Messenger RNA from Lodderomyces parapsilosis, 1266 nucleotides. It is a transcript of the gene PDA1, whose product is annotated as pyruvate dehydrogenase (acetyl-transferring) subunit E1 alpha. NCBI's taxonomy places the organism in Eukaryota, Fungi, Ascomycota, Pichiomycetes, Serinales, Debaryomycetaceae. Gene Ontology annotation, biological process: pyruvate decarboxylation to acetyl-CoA. Gene Ontology annotation, cellular component: intracellular membrane-bounded organelle. The record is from RefSeq and is a predicted model, not a curated record. Gene Ontology annotation, molecular function: pyruvate dehydrogenase (acetyl-transferring) activity. The transcript has a single exon. Bases 1 to 1266 code for a protein of 421 amino acids.